AUGCCGUUCUCGGCGCAGCCGCCCGCCAGCGGCGAGCGCUACGCGCUGUCCGCCAGCCUGGACAAUGCCCGGCACCUGUCCAGCCUGCUGCGGGCCGUGCACUUCCAGGACCACGCCACCUGCCUGGCCACGGCCAGCGGGCUGCGUGUCACGGUGGAGGAUGCCAAGUGCAUCCAGGCCAACGCCUUCAUCCAGGCAGAAAUCUUUCAGGAAUUUUCUGUUCAGGAAGAAUCAGUGAUGUUCCGGAUCAGUUUGUCUGUUCUUCUGGACUGCCUUACCAUUUUUGGAACCAGCUCCUUGCCAGGAACAUCAACGGCCCUUAGAAUGUGUUAUCAGGGUUAUGGGUAUCCCCUGAUGCUGUUCUUGGAAGAAGGAGGAGUAGUAACAGUGUGCAAAAUCAACACUCAAGAACCUGAUGAGUUGUUAGAUUUUGAUUUCUGCAGUACAAAGGUUGUUAAUAAAAUUAUUCUGCAGUCGGAGGGACUACGAGAAGCAUUUGCUGAACUGGAUAUGAGCAGUGAAGUUCUGCAGAUUACCAUGUCUCCAGAUAAACCCUACUUCAGGUUAUCCACUUUUGGAAAUGCAGGAAGUGCACAUCUAGACUACCCUAGGGACUCUGAUUUGAUGGAAGCAUUCCACUGUAACCAGACCCAGACAAACAGGUACAAGACUUCUUUACUUAAACCAUCCACAAAGGCACUGGCUUUGUCUUGUAAAGUGUCCAUUCGAACAGAUGCUCAAGGAUUUCUUUCACUGCAGUAUAUGAUUAGGAAUGAAGAUGGACAGAUCUGUUUUGUGGAAUACUAUUGUUGCCCUGAUGAGAACAUCACUGAAGCAGAACUGUAGGUGUGUGUAUGGGCGUCUAUAAAAUAUUUUUGGUUAUAUAAAAUAGUAUAUAUUUUUUAAAAGCUAAAUGAAAGCUGUAAAGUUUGAUGGAGUUAAUAUUGUCUUUAUUUUUGAGCUCUGGAACAAGAAAGCGAAGACUUUCAUUUUCUUCCACUUCAAACAUUUCAUAGCCUUGACUCAAACUGAAGCUGAAAAAGCAGAAAGGGAGUUGAUGUCCUGUAGACACUGCUUCCUGCACAGAUGUUAAAGUACUGUUUGUGUAAUACACUGAUGCUUUUUACAGUGUUCUCCAAGAAUUUUUGUUUGUAUUUUGUUUGUAUUGUAUUGUAUUUUGUUUGUAUUGUAUUGUAUUUUGUUUGUUUUUUGUCUUUGGCUUCUAGUAAGCAAUUACACAAGGGAAAAUCUGAAUACUAGUUGUAUAUUAGCCAGUUAACUUUCAGUGUUUUGAGUGUUUAACUUUGGUUUUUAAGUUAAAACCAAAUUUGUCUUGAAAGAGAACAUUUUCAAACGAAUGUCUUAAUAGCAGCAGGUGGUUUCUUGCUGGCAAAUGCUGACAUGUUUUGUUAGUGAAGCCACUAAGCUUCACCUCAUCUUGAUUAAUUCUUAAUAUAACUCAAUUCCUUGGAAUUUUGUCUGACACCAACUUACUAUUUUGUCUGCAAACCGAUGUUGAAUUGGUAAAUUGAUAUAGAAAACAGGACUUACUUGCUCAUUACUCAGCUGUUUCGGCAACAUCAUUGUUUUGGAUCAGUAGUUUAUUACAGCAAGAAUGGUGGAGCUGAACUGCUUCUGUAUAUUCAUGUCCCUGUUCCUACUCUGCUGCUCUCUGCUGGUCAUGUUAAAAAUCGUAAGAAAGAAAAGUUUCGUAUUGAAAAUUAUUUAUGAA
Molecule: messenger RNA, 1732 nt
Organism: Prinia subflava (tawny-flanked prinia)
Lineage: Eukaryota; Metazoa; Chordata; Aves; Passeriformes; Cisticolidae
Gene: RAD1
Product: RAD1 checkpoint DNA exonuclease
Exons: 5
Coding region: 1-846 (281 amino acids)
Biological process (GO): DNA repair; DNA damage checkpoint signaling
Cellular component (GO): nucleus; checkpoint clamp complex
Molecular function (GO): 3'-5' exonuclease activity
Source: RefSeq, a predicted model, not a curated record